CCGCCGGCGGUCGCCGUGGGAACGGCAGCCGGCGGCGCCAUGAGCGGGACGGUGACCGGCACGGUGCGGGCCCCGCUCCUUGGCGGCGGCCAGGUGGCUCCCGGCCGGACCUUCGACCGUCUCUACGACCCUCUGUACCCGCUCUCAAGUGAGAAGGACCAUUCAAAGUCGAACGUCCACAUUCAACUUGUCAGUGAUAAAGUGGUAAAGGCACCAAUGUUCAGAAAUAUGUUGAGUAGCUUGAUCUGUUUCCCGGGCUACAGUCUGUGCUUGGAGGGCAAAGAUCCAGUGCCUCCAUUUAUUGAGCGAAGAUGGAGAGGGAGGGCUCAGCAGUGCCUGGAGGCUCUUCAGCAGCUUGCUGCAGCUCAACCUUCUCUUCAAAUACCUCAAAUUGUGUAUGAAGAUCCUGAAGUUAGUGGAAGGAAUCGCUACAAAUAUUUUGCACGACCUCUCAUCCCUUAUAAUAAGCUGCUUCCACCACAUGUUGCUUACCCAAUGGCAAAGACAGAGCCUUAUGUCCAUUCAGCUACAAGAGACAGCAAGGUCUUUGGUCCCAGGUUAAGAACUUUGGGCACACAGACAGAUUACAGGGAUGGUGAAGCCCAGACGGAACCCUAUUCCCCUGAAUAUGUAGUUCCCAGUGACUCAGUCCCUGAACUUCUGACACUUGCUACACUCACUUGGGGUCGGGGGCUACCAGCAGGACUAGCUGAGGUGGAGAUGAUUGAACGUGCCCGGGAAAAACGUGCAUGGGAAGCAACUCUUCCAGCCAUGGACAGUGCCUCACAAAUCGCGAAGAGGAGGAAAAUGAUGGAUGACAUGGAGAGGAAGGAGUGGGCCUUUAGAGAACAGGAAAUAGAAAAGUUGCAGGAGGUUCGACUGGAAGUCUUAAAGAAGCUGCUGCAGAGGCGAGAGAAGUAUCAGAAUGAGCUGGAUGCCAAGCGCUUGGAUGACCACUGGCAAAAUCAUCAGAAGGCUAAAGAAGAGAAAAUGAAGAGAAGAGUGCAUGACUGUGCACUGAUGCUCAGGAAACUGAUAGCUAAGAGGAAUAAUGUGAUGGGGAAACUGGAGAGACGAGAUAUCAUCAAAGACUAUACUGACUUUGCAUCACAAACAUACGCUCCUUUGUCAAGAAUUGGUUAUUUCCCAGACAACCAUUCUGAACGCUUUGUGGUAAAAAACUUCUAUCUUAACACCUUUGCAGGACUGUGUGAACUGGAAGCAUCUCUCCCAGAUUCCGUGACCCAGGUCAAGGUUAAGGCGCCAAAACCUAAGUACACUACCACUAAGACUGGAUUUAUUAAAAGAUCAGCGAGGCUAGAGAUGGAGCUGGCACAGGUUCACCAGGCACUACUGGAGAAGAAGAGUGAAGUCAUGGAACCGAAGACACCCCUCCGUUUCCUUGAAAAAGUAGAGAAGCCUGUUCCUCGGCCACCCACUCCAAUCCUGGAAAAACCAUCAAUUGAGGAAGAGGAAACAGAACUGGCAGUGAUCUGUCUGCAGAAGUUGCUCCGAGGCAGGGCUAUUCAGAACAUGAUGUUUGAAGAGAAGGAGAAGCGUCUGGAACUGAUCCGAGAGCUGCGCACCACUCACGCACUCCAGGAGGAUGGACAGCUGCUUCUGAAGGCAGAGGAGCAAAUGACACUGGCUCUACAGAAACAGCGUGACUUGCAAAUGCACAAGCUGUCAUCAGUGGAAAACCACUUGGCCAGGGAAGAAGGAAGGGUACUGGCGAACAUAUUUGAUUUCCUGUCCAAAGAGCUGGUGAGGCUGCAAGAAGAACGCAAGAUCCACGCUUUUGUCAUGCUGGCUGAGAGGCAGAGGCGGAUGCGGGAAGCUGAGGAGCACGGACGUCGUCAGGUGGAAGAGAGGCGGCGCCGGGAAGAAGACGAGAUUUUCAAACAGGUGGUGAAAGUGCACCAGAGCACUAUUGACUCCUACUUGGAAGACAUUAUCCUGAGUAGCAUGGAGAACACAGCUGAAGAACAAGCCAGGGAAGAGAUUCAGAGAAGGGCUGUAGAAAUCAAUGACAUUGCUUAUGAAAUGGAAAGUCGUCGAACUCGCCUACAGUCAGAAGAGAUUGUAGCAGAGCUGGUUUAUGAUUUCCUGAUUCCAGAAGCUGAGAAAAUGUCUGUCAGAGAAAAAGGAUGUUUCCACUGACCAGCACGCUCAGAAGACCGUGACUAAAUCGGCCACCCAUGAAAAGCAGAUAUAACCUGAGAAAAGCAAUUGUAUCACAAUAGAGUCUGAAGUGGUCCUUGCUGCAGUGUACUUCUCUGACUUGAGAACAAAGGCACUUCGUUGUUUUUUUUUCUUGCUUUGUGAAUGAAAACACAAACACUGCAAACACAUUUCGUGGUCUCUGAAUUGUGCAAACAUUUUUCUUCCUAGUUUGUGUAUCUGUCACAUCAACAGUAUCUAUUCAGCAGCUGGCAAUUCUGCAUAAGCUUAAAUCAGCUCCCUUCUCCUUAGCCCUGCUUCUGCAAGCCUACCAAAGCAGGUGAUGUAAUUUUAGUCAAUGAAGCCUGCAGCUCAGGCACUCACACACACACAGGUUAGCCUGUCUCAGAAAGGAGAACAGAAAGAGAAGACUUGGAGAUGGCUUAGGAUUCCGGACAUACAGAGGUGUAGCAAGGAAGAGCAUAUGUACUUAAAUGCAACAGCAGCUAAUGAACAAAGAACCUCAGAAGCACUCCCAAGCGGCAGAGGAAAAAUAUCUUCAAAAUCUGUGAUAGCUACAGUGGUUUUCCUGGAAAGCAGAGCCAGACCCAGGCAAAAAUUAAAGUGGAUGCUGGUGGAAGAGCAAUAGGUGAUAAAGUACAAGAGCUCCUUCAAACGUGAUCAGAUGAAAUUUGCCACAAUAUUCUUGUGACAGCAGACAUCAAAUGUCGGGAAGAGACCUGGCUCAUACUCCUUUUUGCUAUUGCUCCACGGGGUGGAGGGGAUUCCACACACUUAAGAGAUCACAGAAUCCUACCAAAUGUACACCCUGAUGAGCACACCCUGCCGUAAACCUCCUGCACAGUGAUACCUUCAAGUGAGACAGUUUAUUCAUUACAAAACUGUGUUUUAGCAACCCACACAUGCUUGAGCGUACACCUUCCUUGAAACUAGCAGGAAGUCAUCUCGAGAGCACAGUUGUCUGGCCUGCCAAAGGAGCAGAGCCAUGUGUAGAAAGAAGAUUUGAGGGCCUGCAAGUUCAGUCUUUGCCUACACUUCAGCUUCACCUUAAACAUCUCUAUUUUGCCACUACCUCGUCUUUUCUUCUGGUUUUUUUUUCUUUCUCCUCUUUUUAGUCGCAUUCCUAUGCAUAAAAGCAGGGAUUAUCCAAUACUGGCUCAUCCUGGAGCCCCCCGCACCUCACUUCUGAACCCUCCCUCAUUGGAAGCAGAAGUCGAUGUGCUAAUGUGAAAAAACUUGCAUUUAAAAGGACGAUCACUCACCAAUUUGAGCCCACUUUCUUUUAGAUGGAAUUCAUGGUGGAUGGAGGGAGGGACUGCAGCAAUACCAGGGAAGUAUUCCUGGUAGAGUUGAUGCAGUUCAUGCAUACACAAUUGAAGCCUAAAUGCCUUGGGUGGAGCAAGCUCUCCUGGGAAUUGAGAGCCGGCUGGUGAAGGUCAGCUUUUCAAACGCAAGUGAGAUCCAGUUACAUUCAUUGUCAACAAAAUGGACCUGGGAGAUGGAUAAGCAUAAACAGGAUGGGUUCGUAAGGGUUAGUGACUGAGUCAGUGACAGUAGCCAGAACUGUAUGACAGUGUGCAAGGCACCAGUGGUUCAGAUUCACAGUUAAACUACAGCUCAGCCUUACGACAUAAACAGACCAAAGCAACAAGGAAGUCUUGGACUUUUGCAGGUUAGUGACACCAUGAGAGCCACAGCUCGUUCCUGCAACAUUCCCCACCCCUCCUUAGAAGCAUACAGUAUUUUAAUCCCCAUGAUUGUUUACCAGCAUCGUAAGUCCAGAAAGAGAAAGAGGGAACAAAGAAUAGUGAGGAGAAUUGUAGGGUGAAUGAUUUGGCUUGGGUAUUUAUUUCCCAAGAGGUGCGCUAGAAAUAUAUACAAAUGAGACUGGAUGAAAACUGUAAAACACAGUAAAGAAAAAUCCUGCAGUAGCAAAAGGGAGACGAUGAGGUUGGGGACUUAAUGUGUCUAUACUAUUUCCAAGCCUUACUUUGAACUCAGUAAGAGUUUCUCAGAGCAGACAAAAUAGUAACACAGGAGAGGGCAGAUUUCCGCUCCAGUCUUUCAGCAACCUGCUGCAAUUAACAGACACUGAAGGAGAACUUAUUUUAAAGCCUGAUAACAUAUCCUGGGCAGUUAUGCCCUAAGCUGGAAAGAAAAAUUCUUUGGCUGUGUUUCCCACUGUAGGGACUAGUCUUCAAAGUGAAAUGCAAAGUUGGUUGCUGCUAUUAGGUGGCAGUAGAACGCUUUCAGCCAAAGUUAGAAGGACAUGAUUUUUUUUUUCCCCUUGAGGUAGGCUUUUCCACAGCUGCAGGAAGGCUAAACGCUGUCUCUCCCUUCUCCCCUAGAGAGAACAGUUUGCUGUACGUUUCCAACUAAAAGCCUU
This is a messenger RNA of Phalacrocorax carbo (great cormorant), 4567 nucleotides long. NCBI's taxonomy places the organism in Eukaryota, Metazoa, Chordata, Aves, Suliformes, Phalacrocoracidae. The record is from RefSeq and is a predicted model, not a curated record.